CGCUCGCGCACACGUGAUCGCAUAGACAGACAUGGCGGCCUACAGACUCGCGGGUGCUGUGUGUCUCCGCGGAUGGGCUCUGGUGCCCCGGCACUGCCUCAGCCGACCGGGCAGCGGUCUCAGGGGCUUCAGCGGGCUCAGAGGCACGGUCCUCAGGGCGGACACGGAAUCCGCUCUCCGCGCGGCUGUAGCGGGGUGCAGACUGCGACCCCCGCUGUGGAGCCAGGACAUAAGCGCCCCCUCCCGAUACCCACUGACCCCGGCCCGGGCUUUUGGGAACCGAGUCAGUGGAGAGGACGGCGCCAACAGCGGAGCGCCCGGGGGAGAGGAGCCCGGAGGAGAUGGAGACGGCGGCGGAUACAACGGCCCUCACAUGACCGCCCUGACUCCCAUGAUGGUGCCGGAGGUGUUCCCCAACGUACCGCUGAUCGCCGUCAGUAGAAACCCGGUGUUUCCCCGUUUCAUCAAGAUCAUUGAGGUUAAGAACCCGGAGCUGAUGGAGCUACUGAGGCGGAAGGUGCGCCUAGCACAGCCCUAUGCCGGAGUCUUCCUCAAGAGAGAAGACAGUAACGAGUCAGAUGUGGUGGAGACUCUGGACUCCAUCUACACCACCGGGACCUUUGUGCAGAUCCAUGAGAUGCAGGACCUGGGGGACAAGCUGCGUAUGAUUGUAAUGGGCCACCGCAGAAUCCGGAUCACUCGGCAGCUGGAUGUGGAGCCAGAGGAGCCCACAGUGUCCCCAGACCCAGACUCAGAGCCUCAGCCCAAAGCAGCCCUGUCCCUGCGCAGGAAAGGCAAACGGGUGCGCAGGGACCCCCCGGCGAGCCUUGCAGAGCAGUUGGAGGACAAGAUCUCUGAAGCAGAUCUUAGCCCUGAGCUGCACCCUCUGCCCUCCUCCUCCAUCCUCAUGGUAGAGGUGGACAACAUCCAGCACCAGAGCUUCACUGUCACCGAGGAGGUCAAGGCUCUGACGGCCGAAAUUGUGAAAACCAUCAGGGACAUCAUCGCUCUGAACCCCCUGUACAGGGAGUCUGUGCUGCAGAUGAUGCAGGCAGGACAGAGGGUCGUGGAUAACCCCAUCUACCUGAGCGACAUGGGGGCCGCCCUGACUGGAGCCGAGUCCCAUGAGCUGCAGGAGAUUUUGGAGGAGACUGACAUUCCCAAGAGGCUCUACAAGGCCCUGUCUCUGCUCAAGAAGGAGUACGAGCUGAGUAAACUUCAGCAGCGGCUGGGCAGAGAGGUGGAGGAGAAGAUCAAGCAGACCCACAGAAAAUACCUGCUGCAGGAACAACUCAAGAUCAUCAAGAAGGAGCUGGGUCUGGAGAAGGAGGACAAAGACGCAAUAGAGGAGAAGUUCAGAGAGCGUCUCAAAACACGGACGGUUCCUCAGCAUGUGAUGGAGGUCAUCACUGAGGAGCUCAACAAACUCAGCCUGCUCGACAACCACUCGUCUGAGUUCAAUGUAACCCGAAAUUAUCUGGACUGGCUGACCAGCAUGCCCUGGGGCAGUAACAGCGAGGAGAACCUGUCUUUAUCUCGAGCCCGCGAAGUGCUGGACGAAGAUCACUACGGUAUGGACGACGUGAAGAAAAGGAUCCUGGAGUUUAUCGCGGUGAGCCAGCUCAGGGGCUCCACUCAGGGGAAGAUCCUGUGCUUCUAUGGGCCCCCGGGUGUGGGAAAGACCUCCAUUGCCCGCUCCAUUGCCCGCGCCCUCAACCGCGAGUACUUCCGCUUCAGUGUGGGUGGCAUGACUGAUGUGGCCGAAAUCAAAGGACACAGGAGGACCUAUGUAGGGGCCAUGCCAGGGAAGAUCAUCCAGUGCUUGAAGAAAACCAAGACAGAGAACCCUCUGGUGCUCAUAGAUGAGGUGGAUAAGAUGGGCCGGGGGUAUCAGGGGGACCCAUCCUCUGCCCUGCUGGAGCUGCUGGACCCUGAGCAGAAUGCCAACUUUCUGGACCAUUACCUGGAUGUGCCCGUGGAUCUGUCCAAGGUGCUCUUCAUCUGCACAGCUAAUGUGGUGGACACCAUCCCCGAGCCACUACGAGACCGCAUGGAGAUGAUCAAUGUGUCUGGAUACGUGGCCCAGGAGAAGCUGGCCAUUGCAGAGAGGUACCUGGUCCCUCAGUUGCGCUCUCUGUGUGGUCUCUCUGAGGACAAGGCCAGUAUCUCCCCAGAUGCCCUGAACCUGCUCAUCCGACAGUACUGCAGGGAAUCUGGGGUCCGUAACCUCCAGAAGCAGGUGGAGAAGGUGUUCCGGAAGGUAGCUUUCUGCAUCGUGAACGGAGAGCAGCCAAACGUGAGCGUGACAGCCGAGAACCUGCAAGAGUAUGUGGGCAAGCCCCUGUUCACCGUGGAUCGCAUGUACCAGGAUACCCCCCCGGGCGUAGUCAUGGGGCUGGCCUGGACCGCCCUGGGUGGCUCCACUCUGUUUAUUGAGACCUCAGUGCGACGCCCUCCAGCUGGGCCAGAGGGCAAAGGAGAGGGCUCUCUGGAGGUCACAGGACAGCUGGGUGAUGUUAUGAAGGAAAGUGCUAAGAUUGCAUCCACGUUUGCCAGGGCGUUUCUCAUGAAGCAGCAGCCUCACAACGACUUCCUGGUCAAUUCGCACCUGCACCUGCACGUGCCUGAGGGUGCGACUCCCAAAGAUGGUCCCAGUGCUGGAUGCACCAUAGUAACAGCCCUGCUGUCUCUGGCCACAAACACACCAGUGCGGCAGAACCUGGCCAUGACCGGAGAGGUGUCCCUCACCGGCAAGAUCCUGCCUGUGGGAGGAAUCAAGGAAAAGACUAUUGCUAUUUGUUGUUUUGGAAUUGGGGUUAGGGUUAUAUAUAAUAUGGUAAACAUUUGUUUUUGUUACACAAAGUACCCACUGUUACAACCCAGUGCUAGGGACAAAGGAAAGUAACACAAACCAGAUAUGAUGUAACGUAAACGGGUUUUAUAAAGUGGUGUAGGUAAGUACAAUUUUUUAAAAAAACAAAAAACGUUUCACAUUUGAUAAUUCGGAAUUCCCCAAAGUUACUAAACCACUCAUAAACUAAGGUAGUUAACAGUAACAAAAAACACUGCCCAAGGGCCGAGCCAAACUGGCAAGACUAAAAAUAAUAGUAACAAACACACUUUACAAUAUCAAAGAGCGAACGUCUACAGAUGAACUGAAACUGCCAUCCAGCCGCCAGGAGGGACAGGCGCACAGCACUUUUAUUGGUCGCGGUGAUUGAUGUGGAAUUCUCCAACCACAGCACAAGAGGUGUCGGAGCCAGCCCACAGCAUCGGAACCACGGCCCACCGGUCAGAUAAGAUAAGAUAAGAUAUGCCUUUAUUAGUCCCACAGUGGGGAAAUUCCAGUGUUGCAAUGCACUAUUUCAGAUAGCAGGCACCACACAGGACAUGCAAAUACGGAAGAUACAAGCGGUAAUACAAACGGGGAGCACCAGGCAAUGCGGAGCCGGAGACAGGCCGCGAGCCGUAACACCCACUUAAAAAAAUAUUUGGCCUACUAAGUAUCAUCAGGUCUUUUACAGGGCUAAACCAGGUCUAAAGUAGAAGUAUACCAUUGCUGUAGUGGUUAUAAUGGCUCAAGUUUGGCCAAGUUCUCAUUACUUUUUAGAAUCUGGCACUGCAUCCAUGGAAGCUGGACAGAACAAACCAAUAUCCAUGGAAACUCUCUGGUCAGAGUGCUGGUGGAAUCCAUGGUUACCAAUUAGAGACGGAACAAUUUAGUACCUGCUUGACUUGGCUAAAACCCAGGCUGAGCAGGUUCUAAAAGUAUCAGUACCUGAUGUAGCACUGCAGUAGAAACAUUAAGAUCAACAAACUAAAUGUAAACUAGUUAAAGGUGUUUAAAUACAGAUGCUCAUGCUAAU
Messenger RNA from Boleophthalmus pectinirostris (great blue-spotted mudskipper), 3866 nucleotides. RefSeq names its product lon peptidase 1, mitochondrial (gene lonp1). The record is from RefSeq and is a predicted model, not a curated record. Bases 32 to 2905 code for a protein of 957 amino acids. Gene Ontology annotation, cellular component: mitochondrial matrix. The transcript has 21 exons. Gene Ontology annotation, molecular function: ATP binding; ATP hydrolysis activity; ATP-dependent peptidase activity. Lineage: Eukaryota; Metazoa; Chordata; Actinopteri; Gobiiformes; Gobiidae. Gene Ontology annotation, biological process: protein catabolic process; chaperone-mediated protein complex assembly; mitochondrion organization.